AUGCCCUCAACUAACGCCUUCCUUCCCCCCGAUUCCUCUUCCUCCCCUCCCCCUUCGCGCCCGCAGGACAUCCGCGCCUUGCUGCAGCGGUGGCAGCCCUACCUGUCGCGCGCACAGUUCAUCUUCGUGCACGCCACCGCUCCCAACCGCGCUGCACUCUUCGGCACGGCGGCAGAGGCGCAUGCGAGUCGGGGCGCAGCAGCGGGGGCGGGGGCGGUGCUGGCGGUGCGCGACCCGCGUGUGCGGCGGGUGCCCUUCCCCGUGCGCCGCCCCACCGUCAAGGAGGCGCUGCGCGUGGCGCACUCGCUGGCGCACGUGCACGUGCUGGGGGGGGCGCGCAGGGCCGAGGGUGGCGCGCACGGGGAGGUGGCGGUGGGUUGUGGGCAGGAGGGCGCGCUGGGUGUGGGUGUGGGUGUGGGUGUGGGUGUGGGUGUGGGUGUGGGUGGCAAAGGGGUGGCGGCAGUGAGCGCGAGGGAGGAGGGCGCAGAGCGCAGCACGGGAGAGGGUGGGGGGCAGGGGGGUGAGAGGGAGGUGGAGGAAAGGUUCCAGGACGCUGAGAGACGAGGUGAUGGGAAUGUGGAGGUGAAGGGAGAUGGGGAAGGGGAGGAGAGAGGAGAGGCGAGUGGGGCAAGUGCAGGGGAGGUGGAGGGGAAGGAGGCAGCGGGGCAAGGAUGGGGGAGUGGCGAUUCAGCGAGUUGCAAGAUGCAGUGGGAGGCUUCAAGGUUGGUCCGCAUGGCUCACCAUUUCUCCGCAUGUCCGCAUGGCUCACCAUGUGUCCCACCACAAAGGCAAACCGCUGCAUGGGCUCUUCUCUUUUUCUCCUCUCCUCUUUGCCCUCUCUCGCCCCACGCCAUGCGCGCAUGUCACGGUCACGCCCCUCCCGUCCUGGCAGGCAACCACGCGGAGGUGACUCGGCUGCUGCAGCAGGGCAGCGACCCCACGCAGCGGGACGGCAGGGGACGAGUGGCGUACGUGGUGGCGGCUAACAAGGCCACGCGGGACGCCUUCCGUCGCCACAUGGCGGCGCACCCAGCCCAGUGGGACUGGCACGCCGCUGCCGUGCCCUCCGCGCUCACUCAAGAGCUCGAGGCCUCCCAGGCCGCCCGCCAGGUGGGGAAGAAGAUUGUGGGGGGGAGGGCUGAGAGGAGAGCAGUGCGGUGGUUGAGGCUCUCAAGGGUAGGAUUGGAAGCCUGGUAG
Closterium sp. Yama58-4 is the source of this 1197-nucleotide messenger RNA. The record is from the annotation of a GenBank genome assembly. NCBI's taxonomy places the organism in Eukaryota, Viridiplantae, Streptophyta, Zygnematophyceae, Desmidiales, Closteriaceae.